Molecule: messenger RNA, 1086 nt
Organism: Rattus rattus (black rat)
Lineage: Eukaryota; Metazoa; Chordata; Mammalia; Rodentia; Muridae
Gene: Sbk3
Product: SH3 domain binding kinase family member 3
Exons: 4
Coding region: 1-1086 (361 amino acids)
Biological process (GO): protein phosphorylation
Molecular function (GO): protein serine/threonine kinase activity; ATP binding
Source: RefSeq, a predicted model, not a curated record
AUGGAGCUCAGGGUCCUCGAGACCACCGAGGAUGGGGACACAGAGGAGGACACAGCCGUGGCCCUGCAGCGGCUAGUGGAGCUAACAGCCAGCCGAGUGACAUCGGUGAGAAGCCUGCGUGUACAGUACCGUCUCAUCCGAAAGCUAGGUUCCGGUUCCUAUGGCCGCGUGCUCCUAGCCCAGUCACGCCAAGGAGGUCAAACCGUGGCCCUCAAGCUCCUCCGACGGGACUCAGUCCUGAGAACAACUUUCCUGAGAGAAUUCUGUGUGGGACGCUGCGUCUCUUCACAUCCAGGCCUACUGCAGACCCUGGGGAGGCCCCUGCAGACACCCCGACAUUUUGCCUUUGCUCAGGAGUAUGCACCCUGUGGGGAUCUCAGUGGAAUGCUCCAGGAGAAGGGCCUCCCAGAGCUGAUGGUGAAGCGGGUAGUGGCCCAGCUGGCUGGAGCCCUGGACUUCCUCCAUGGCCGGGGACUAGUGCACGCAGAUGUCAAGCCAGACAAUGUGCUAGUCUUCGAUCCUGACUGCAACAGGGUAGCCCUGGGUGACCUGGGUUUGACCCGACCUGAGGGCAGCCAAACCCCUGCUCCCCCAGUGCCUCUGCCCACUGCACCACCUGAACUCUGCCUCCUGCUGCCACCAAACACACUGCCCCUGAGGCCAGCCGUGGACUCCUGGGCUCUGGGUGUGCUUCUCUUCUGUGCUGCCAUGGCCUGCUUCCCUUGGGAUGUGGCAUUGGCUCCUGAUCCUGAGUUUGAGGCCUUUGCUCGUUGGAUGACCACUAAGCCCCAGCCCCCUCGGCCACCGGCGCCAUGGGACCAGUUUGCACCCCCAGCUCUGACCUUGCUCCAGGGACUUCUGGACCUGGAUCCUGACACUAGGAGCCCACCACUGGCUGUCCUAGAUGUUUUAGGGGACGACUGGGGGCUUCAGGGUAGCGGAGAGAGAUCGGGAAGCUUGGGAGGUGUAUCCUACGAAGAUGGGGAGGAAGAAGAGGGAGGAUCGAGUUUGGAGGAGUGGACAGACGAGGAGGAAGAGGAAAUCAAAGAUGGCGGAAGGACGGAGGCAAACAACAUAGCUUCCUGA